Helianthus annuus (common sunflower) is the source of this 993-nucleotide messenger RNA. RefSeq lists its product as uncharacterized. Lineage: Eukaryota; Viridiplantae; Streptophyta; Magnoliopsida; Asterales; Asteraceae. Bases 1 to 993 code for a protein of 330 amino acids. The record is from RefSeq and is a predicted model, not a curated record. The transcript has 3 exons.
AUGAAGAUUCGUUUGGUUGUAUACAAUGGCGGAAAGUGGGAAAUCGUUAACGGAAAGUUGGAGUAUGUUGUUGAUGCUGAUUCAAGUAGACGUGGUUUAGAAAUUGAACCCAACCUUUCAUACACUGCUCUUCUAAAAAAUUAUGAUGUUGUAAACGACUCCCAACCAAAUCCUGAUAAUUCUUUUGAAAAUUGUUCGCGAUCUUCAUCAAUUACUUUUGAACCAGGUCACGUAUUUAAUAACAAAGAAGACAUGAAACUUGAGUUGGGAAAAAAAUGUUUGUUAGAACACUUUGAGUUUAAAGUAGAUAGAUCCUCUACAAGUCGGUACCAAGUGUCAUGUUUGGUGGACGGUUGUGGUUGGCGUUUUCAUGCAAGGAGUUUUGGAGAUAGUGGGGUGUUUUUUGUUAAGAGUUUUAAUGAUAAACACACGUGCUCGAAGACGCUAACGUACCCACAUGUUCGUCAGGAAAACCCAAAUGUUGUUGCUCAUUAUUUAAAAGAACCUUUAAAAGAUAGUGGAAGAAUAUAUCGUUGUAAUGAAAUAGUGAAAGAUUUUAGACAAAGAUUCCAAGUUGAGAUAACCACUAGUCAAGCUUGGCGUGGAAAAAGUCUGGCACUAGAGCUUUUACAAGGAUCAAGCAGAGACUCGUUUGCAGAACUACCACUUUAUUGUUACAAUCUAGAGCGGGCAAAUCCUGGUUCUGUUACACAUAUCAAGACUGAUGACGAGCGUCGGUUUGAGAUGGUCUUUGUCGCGAUUGGUGCUGCGAUUCGUACCUUUAUAUGUAAUUUAAGACCGGUUGUGAUCAUUGAUGCUGCACACCUAAAGGGUGAAUUUAAAGGGACGUUAUUUUUAGCGGUCGGGAUGGAUGGAAACAACCAAAUUUUACCAAUUUCCUAUGGAAUAGGAAAAUCAGAGGAUGGUGAUCUUGGACAUGGUUUCUGUCAAAGCUUAAAGAAUGUAUCGGUGAAAUACCUGAAAUGGCCAUAA